AUGGAUAACCAAACGCAGAAAGCUACAGACACGACCGCGGAUGAAACAAAAACAAUAAUAGUAAAUAAUAAUGAAAGUGCAAACGAAGUGUCGGAGAAUGAUAACGCUGGACCGUCAUCGGUGAAUGAAUUACCGGGAUCCGUACCAACGGUUCACAAAACUGGAGUUUCCAAAUCAGAGCACAACAUCCGCCAAAUAGUAACAGUCAAAGAUGUAUCGAACGCUUUGAAAUCGAUUAGCUUCAACCCAAACGCAGACUCUAGAGCAAAUAAUGAAAUUUUAUCAAAGGACGAUCCGGCGACUUUUGUUGAUUUAAAGAAUUUUAUGGCUUCAUGCUUUAAAGGAAUAAGCGAGAAUGUAGUCGUUGCUGAUAUACCAAAUGUACACGCUGUUACCAGAAUCCAAAACGACACCCAAGUCUUAGCGCCCUUGAAUAACAACGAUGCUCGAACCAACGAAAUCAUACCAAAUGAAGUCAUAGUAACUGCAAAAACCGAAAAUAAGCUGUCGAAACUUGGUACCGAUAAGAAGAAAACUUCUGGUGGCCUAUCGGAAAGAUCUGAUUUGGUUUUGGCACAAAGAGACUCCAUUUCGAGUAUUGGUUCAAACGUUUGCAGAAUUUGUAUGACUCGCGGACGGGAAAGGCUAAUCUCACCUUGCAACUGCAAAGGAUCCCUGGCAAACGUACAUUUGACUUGUCUUGAAAGAUGGCUGAACCAAGUGGGGAGAAAUCAUUGUGAGCUGUGUGGUUUUAGCUAUCCGGCAAUUCGGACCCCCCGUUACACGGUGCUACAAGCGCUCAGGCUGUGGUUCGGCAAUCCGCGCAAUCGAAGCCAUUUGCAGUCUGACUGCCUCAUCUUUUGGCUCCUGUCGACUGUUACGGCCGGUCUGCUGGCCGUGUGCAUCGUGGGAACUCAGUAUUUUGUUAUCGAGGGUAACAAAUUUGGUAAGCUCGACGCUGGUAGGAAGCAGGAAGGUAUUUCACAUCGCAUCACAGAGACCGCAAUGGACUUUUUUAUGGCAAUUGUGUUGUGUGGAUACUCUGUGACCGUUUAUCUUCUGUGGAAAGAUCAUUACAUCAUGUGGAACAGAUGGAGGAGAGCCAAUGUCAAUGUCAGAUUACUACUGACCCCGGAUUCGAACCCUGUGCCUUUCGUACCUAGAAAUAGAUAUAUCGUUUGA
This is a messenger RNA of Bombyx mandarina (wild silkworm), 1182 nucleotides long. RefSeq lists its product as uncharacterized. Gene Ontology annotation, biological process: protein ubiquitination. NCBI's taxonomy places the organism in Eukaryota, Metazoa, Arthropoda, Insecta, Lepidoptera, Bombycidae. Gene Ontology annotation, molecular function: ubiquitin-protein transferase activity; zinc ion binding. The record is from RefSeq and is a predicted model, not a curated record.